Eucalyptus grandis is the source of this 1887-nucleotide messenger RNA. Its product is annotated as probable protein phosphatase 2C 22. Gene Ontology annotation, molecular function: protein serine/threonine phosphatase activity; cation binding. The transcript has 4 exons. Gene Ontology annotation, biological process: protein dephosphorylation. NCBI's taxonomy places the organism in Eukaryota, Viridiplantae, Streptophyta, Magnoliopsida, Myrtales, Myrtaceae. Bases 432 to 1580 code for a protein of 382 amino acids. The record is from RefSeq and is a predicted model, not a curated record.
UUCACUCCCCUUCCCUGCCCCUCCCGUCAAAUCCCCCAAAUCUCUCUCUCUUCAAAUCCCAAUCUCGCUGCAGAUCGCUCGCCGCCGUGCGCGGGUCAACGUCUCCUUCCGGUCCACCCAAAACCCUAAAGUCUCCCCGCUUCACUCCCCGUCUCGGGCCGCGACUCGCCGGCGGCGACUCACUGAGUCCACUUCCCCACUCGUCCCGCCGCCGCCGCCGCCGCCGCUUCUUUAGGGUUUCCGAACUUAUCGGAGCUCGAAAUUCGUGCUUCCGCCGGGCGACGCGCCGUGCAGUUUUUCCCCUUCGAGAAUUCAAGCCUGAGUUUUUAGCGCAUUGUCGCCGGGGAAGAAGCCCUGGUUUCGGCCUUCGGGGGGUUGGAUUUGUGAGGCUUGUGAAGAGGAGGAGGAGGAUGUGACGGUGGUGGAAGGGAAUGGAAGAGAGUAAUAAGGAAGUCGAUAAGAACGGAGCAAACGGCAGCGGCCCCGGCGAUGGCCGGCCGCCGAACCCGCUCGCCGCCUCCCACCGGCAAUGCCUGAGCGACGACCGCGUCGCCCCGGCCCCGCCCAAGAAGUCGCUCGUUCGCCACCCUUCUCUCGUGAAGACAAAGAUGUCGGAUAUGUCGGAUAUCUCUGGCGAUCCAAUCUCGGGUGUAUGGAGUCGUGAGUCUGAUUUUCUGCCAGUGAUUCACUCGGGAGCGUUUGCUGACGUCGGUUUGCGUACAAGCAUGGAGGAUGUAUAUGUUUGUGUUGACGACUUUGUUUGUGAUUAUGGACUCAAUAACAUCGCUGAUGGGCCCAAUGCAUUCUAUGGGGUCUUUGAUGGGCAUGGGGGAAAGCAUGCUGCCGAUUUUGCUGGCCGCAACUUGCUGCAAUACAUUAUUAAAAAUGAGGACUUUCCUCGGGCAAUUGAGAAGGUUGUUUCCUCAGCAUUUCUGCAAACUGAUGCUGCCUUUGCAAAAGCUUGUUCCUUGGAUGCUGCACUUGCUUCUGGGACCACGGCUUUGGCUGCGAUUAUUAUGGGAAGAUCGUUGAUAGUUGCUAAUGCCGGAGACUGUCGAGCAGUACUAUGUCGCCGUGGGAGAGCAAUUGAGAUGUCAAGGGACCAUAAAGCAAUCUGCACCAAAGAGAGGAAGCGAAUUGAGGCAUCAGGGGGAAAUGUCUCUGAUGGGUACCUUAAUGGACAACUUAAUGUAGCUCGUGCUUUAGGUGAUUGGCACAUUGAAGGAAUGAAAGGUAGGGAAGGAGGGCCACUCAGUGCCGAGCCUGAGCUAAUGAGCAAGGAUCUGACGGAAGAAGAUGAAUUCCUCAUCCUAGGGUGUGAUGGAAUUUGGGAUGUGUUUACAAGUCAGAAUGCUGUGGAUUUUGCUCGGAGGAGACUCCAGGAGCACAACGAUCCAGUUAUGUGUUGUAAGGAUCUGGUAGACGAGGCUUUGAAGAGGAAGAGUGGGGAUAAUUUGGCUGCUGUAGUUGUCUGCUUUCAACCAGACCGUCCACCCAACUUGGUCGCUCCACGCCCAAGAGUUCACAGGAGCUUUUCAGCCGAAGGUUUGAGAGAAAUUCAGAGCUACUUAAAUAGCUAGGCUGAUUGAGGGGAUGGACACUAAAUUGAGGUUUUUGUCGGUUCAUUUUCCUCUGAUAGUUCAUUGAGAUCAAUUUUCACUAACUAUAGGUUUAGGUGGUCCUACUCUGAGUUACAAACUGUAAUAUAUGCGGCAUAGUGUCGGCAGCACUUUUAUGUUUCGUAGAGAUCUUCUGCUCUGGGUUCCGAGCGUUGUUUUUUGGCCCUUGUUUGUACCGUGUUCAGUAUUUUUUUACUGGUUGGUGCACUUAAUUAUGCACAUUGGUAGACUUUCUCAGUAUGAAAAAUUUCACUGUCGGUAACAGCUA